Messenger RNA from Daldinia vernicosa, 1423 nucleotides. RefSeq lists its product as uncharacterized. Lineage: Eukaryota; Fungi; Ascomycota; Sordariomycetes; Xylariales; Hypoxylaceae. The transcript is spliced from 4 exons. The record is from RefSeq and is a predicted model, not a curated record. Bases 110 to 1063 code for a protein of 317 amino acids.
AAAGUCCGUGGAUUGGACUUUAAAAGGAUAGCCUACAAUGACCUCUAUAUAUUCACAACCUACUACCCUCUAAUUUUUCGAAACGUACCUGUCAAUUAACUGUUUUAAGAUGAGGGUCCAACUAUCUGGACUAAGCUCGGCGACGAUAACCACAGGAUGGACGAACAAUACACCGUCCUCGCCGGCCAAAACGCCACCGGAAGAACCGGCUUCGCCGUGGACUGACCGGUGGCCGAACCGUAACCUGGCCAACUACUACAUGGACGCGAAUGCCAACGCUAUGCCCUUUCCAGCUUCUCCCGGGCCUCUAUAUUCAAGUCCCAACACAAUGGCUUCGCUGUCGACGAUGGACAUCCACAUCAUCGAAAAGGAAGACGGGGCUUACUUCGUGGGUCCUGGGGGCGAAGAGAUCCCCUUCGAGUUUGACUUGGUGGCAGGUUUGGCCCGCUGGUCCUCAGCGGAUCCGAUUCCCAGCCGAUCCUACUCUCGUCCCCGCUUCCCGCGCCCACGCUAUGACUCCAUAUUGCUGGACAUAUUCUCUAAGCUUACAACCUUUCUACCUGGGGGCCUCGGCUUGGCGACGACAAAGAUGAAAUCGAGGUCUAGGUUCUUGGCAACUUUUUACACACUUGUCCGUUUCAAUCCCUACGGACAGCCGAGUAGCGGUCAACCAUACCGCAACACCAUGUCAGCGCUAGGGCAAAUCUACAGAAUCGGAGUGAAGGGAAAUUGGGACGUCAAUAAAUGCCGAGGAAUCCUAUCACAUCUACCAGAUAAAGAAGACUUCGAGGAAAUCCGAAUAAAUGGAGACUCGCAGAACGGUUUCGGAAAACUCCCCACCGGAAUAGCAACGGCAUUGGUAUGGUUCAUUGAUGAUUACUCUUCAAGCACAAGGCCAGAAGGGGGGAAGCGCGUGUCAGCAACCGCACCAAGUGUAAUGUUUAACAACAACACUAAUACUGAAACCAUCACUAGCAAGAAGCGACACGCUACUACUGCGCACAACAUUACAACCCAUAGUACUCUGACAAAGUCGAAUCGAGCGACGCAUGACCUUAAGUAGGUAUUACGUACAAGGCUGGAGUCUCUUCGUUGCAGCAUGGAAGUUGCCCUGAGUGUGAAGAGGUUUGAGCAUACAAAGUCGAAUCGAUAAGCCGCCUAAGAUAACUAACAAUAAAUCGCGUAACGUCAUCAGCGGAGUUAUUCAGCAUUCUUACACGAGGAGGACCAUCAGUUAUUCUUGCCUGGACCGAGGCUCUGUCGAGAUCUUGAUUAUUGGGCCAUCAACGCCCACUAUUUGGGAACCGAGCUCUAAACCUAAAACCUAAACCUUUAUCGCCGGUUGUGGAAUCCUAUUAAACAGCGACAGUGACAAGUCUAGUACCGAUCCGAACAACGAUUCCAGUGGCGGAAACGAGGCUCG